CGGAAAAUUUCAGGACGUUUUUGGAUGUGGAGAAGAAAUGGAUGCUCAUAAGCCCCACGACAUUAGGUACAGACACAGUAUGGCAGCCUGAUGACAGGACUACACCUGCACGUGGGCCCACUUCAUAUGGAAGAGGAGGGUGAGAGGUGAAUGUCACUAACUGGGACAACAACCAGCCAGACACUAUUCCUUUAACUUUGGAAGAAGGUGCGACCGCUAAUAUCAGGCUCAUCAAGCCAUUGAACUUUGUCGUGCACACCGCUGCGUACGUGUCAACCUAGGGCGCGAAACAGCUAUCAUUACGUAACGGGGGCACAUGUUACGGUACGCAGGACAAAGGUCACGGCAGGUCACGAGGUAGCCCACGCGUAGGAGCGUGAGCACUGUUCACUCCUAGCGCUUGGCUGAUGCGUUGAAGACAGCGGGAGCAGAAGAGACUGCAACUACUGAUGGCGUGUUCAGUGCUUGCUUUCUUGGCCGUUCGAUUCAUGGGUGUCUUGGAAACACAGUGCGAAUAGCGAAGAGCCAGCACCGAACCAUAGAUUCCAGAUGAGCGGACACUAGCUGCUGUCAAAAGGAAGGAGACGAGAAGAAAGUGAAGCAAGUGCUGCUUUGGGGGGGAUUUGCCGAGAGAAGCCAGCAGAGGGAACGGGGAACGGUCUGAAAUUGUGUGCAAGAGAGAUCCUGGAAGCCCCCUCUCCGAAUCGGAUGGAAAGUUGAUUGCGUGGCUUUGAAACCUGCUUCCUUGAACGUGUCGUGGAGUGGAGUUAAUCUCCUGGGCUCGUUUUGUGCCUCCGUCAAAAGCCGCAGCGGCGAAAUAAUUACCUGGGAGAGAUUUGAGGAGCCGCUGUAAACAGGGAUUAAAUUCACUCUUUUUUGGGGGACUGCGUACUCGCUUGGAGUCGACAAGAUCAUUCUCGUUUGACUGAACCGGACGUGUUCCGCUUCGAGAGUCUGGCGAGGGUGGAAAACCCUUUGUCUCGGAAGCGCAGCGUCAAAAGACAUGGUGUAGACGCAUCACCAGCGAAUCCCCGAGCUUGUUAGUGCUUCCAGAGAGUUGCAGUUUGGGUUAGGAGAGUUCGCGAGAGCGAGAAGAAGCAGGUACAGUAGACAGGGUGGUCCGUAAGCAGACGACCAGAAGAAUGCUGUCGAAGUCGUCGUUGGUUGUAGUUUUGUGGGUGGCGGUGGCCCUUUGCACUGGGGGAGCAGCUGGGGAGGAGGAGUCGCUGACGUACACCAUCGAUGAAGAGUCAGAAGUCGACGCCUUUGUUGGAAACGUGGCGCGCGACAGUGAGCUCUACAGCCGCUUCACGCAGGAGGAGUUCCAGAAGCUCAAGUACUCCAUCUCCACGCAGGGCUCCAGCUUCAAGAUCGAUGAAAACACUAGUACCAUCCGCACGGCGCAGGUCCUGGACCGUGAGCACGCCUGCGAGUUCAACAAGCCUUCGGACCCGUGCGAGCUAGAGUUUGAUGUAGGCGUGUACACGUGGGAGCCGAAUCUGUACGACCUACUGAUGAUCGUCCACGUCACCGUCGUGCUGGAAGAUAUCAACGACAACGCCCCGCUCUUUCCCAGCCCCAUGGUGUCCCUCAGCGUGCCGGAAUCCGAGCCUGUCGGUUACAUGCUACUCACCAGCGGUGCUAUGGACAUGGAUACCGGGCCCAACAACUCCAUCCAGCGCUACCAACUCUUGCCGGACAAAGAAAACUUCGAGUUGCAGGUUAUGUCAAGUGUGGACGGCCUCAGCACGGAUCUUGGCCUUGUACUCAGAAAGCCUCUUGACAGGGAAGUCCAGUCUGUUUAUUAUUUACAGGUCAUUGCCUACGAUGGAGGCUACCCACAGCGAUCGGGUUCUGUCAACAUCACCAUCUACGUGCAGGACGUCAACGAUAACCCUCCCAAGUUCUCACAGGUUCUCUUCAACAUCACAGCGGAUGAGAGCGCCAGGGUGGGCGUGCCUAUAGUGCGGCUGACAGCCACCGACCCAGACGCCGGGCAGAAUGGCCAGGUGUCCUUCUACUUCAGUUCCCGCACGUCGCCUAAGAUCCUCGACCAGUUCUCUAUUGAUGAGAACACCGGCGCCAUCAUCUUGCGCGAGGCCCUCGACUUUGAGAAAGAGCGGCGAUUGCAGUUUGUGGUGGAGGCGCGUGACCACGGCUCGCCACCACAGCAGUCACAGGCUGCUGUCAUCAUCAACGUGGCCGACGUCAACGACAACGCUCCCCAGAUUGAGAUCACGCUACCACCAGGGGGCGCCAGCAUUCCCGAGUCCCUGAAGGUCGGCAGCUUUAUCGCACACGUGUCUGUCUCAGACGCCGACUCUGGCCGGAACGGCGAGCUGUCGUGCAAUGUCACCAACAGCCAUUAUCGGCUGGAGCAGUUUUCCGGCUCGCUGUACAUUUAUAAGAUCCUCCUGCAGCGCCGCCUGGAUUACGAGGUGGCGCAUCGCCACGUGGUCAACGUCACCUGCACGGACGCGGGGUCACCGCCAAAGCGCAACUCUACCUCCUUCGUCAUCGAGGUACGCGACGAAAACGACAACGCUCCCGUCUUCACUAAGCCAGAGUACCACAUCAGCAUCCGCGAGAACAACGAGCCCGGCCGCUUCAUCUUCCAGGUGGUAGCCAUGGACCCGGACAGCUACGAAAACGGCAAUGUAACGUACUCGCUUCUGGAGAAUCCCAGCUCUGCCUUCACCAUCGACCCGCUGACGGGCGUCCUGCGAGCACUGAAAUCCUUCGACCGCGAGGAGAAGUCCGGCUACCACCUGGUUGUGCAGGCCAGGGACAGGGGCACCCCGGCCCUCACCUCCACUGCCGUCGUGCACGUCGACAUCGACGAUCAAAACGAUAGUCCCACUCACUUCGCGCAGCCGCACUUCGACUUUUCGGUGGAGGAGCGGCGGCCGGCCGGAACGGUGGUGGACACGCUGCGCGUUAUUGACCGAGACGACAUGGCCGUGGGACAGCUGCAGUUUUCGUUUUUACCGGAGUCCAGUCCACCCCCGGAGUUCCAGAUUGAUGUGUACACUGGGACCAUCACCACCACUCGAGAGCUGGACCGCGAGGGCAGCGAAAACGUGUACCAGUUUCACGUCUACGUGGUGGACGCUGAGAACACGCUCUUCAACGACUCGGCCUCCGUCACCGUUGUGGUCACGGACGCCAACGACCACGCCCCCGUCAUUGCCUUCCCAAACAAGUUCAACAACACCGUGCGCAUCCCUUAUAACAUGCCACCAGGCAGCAUCAUCGCACGGGUGGAGGCCUCGGAUAUGGAUGAGGGUGAGAACGGUACUUUGACCUUCAGCGUGGAGAGCAGCGAGGCUGUAGACGUCUUCUUCAUGAACGGCGUGUCCGGCGAGCUGAUCCUGACUCGCCGCUUGGAGCAUAACGAGGCCAAGACGUACCGCCUGAUGGUGACAGUGCAGGACAGCGGCUACGCAAUCCAGAUGGUCUCGCGCACGCCGCUUAACGUGGUUGUCACCCUCGGCAACGGCAGCUCCCUCUCGCCGCACGCCGACAAGGCCAGCCACAACAUCGCCAUCGUCGUCACGCUCGUCUGCGUCACCAUCGCCUUAGCGCUGGCCGUCCUGACCACCAUCUGUAUCAUCCGCCGUAUCGACCGGGAGCGGAAGCGUCACGCCAGCGCCAAGGCCGUGGAGCAGAACAUCUACAAACAGGAGUCACUGCCGCCGGCCUCCGUGCAGGAGAAGACGCCGGACGUGGAGAACUACGAAAACGAGCUGGAGAAGCUCAAGCGGAAGAUCAAGCGCGAACUGAGCUUUGUCGGGGACGACGAGCAGGACCCCAUGGACUCCUCCUUUACCAACGGCACCUCCGCAUCGUUCUCCACCUUCAAAAACACUACCUCUGAUCUGCGGCCGACCACAAGAAUCUGUCGGGUCCGCAAGCGUCAAGCUCGGUUCUGCACAACACGUUGUCGCCGGAGAGCUCGGCGGUGGGUAAGCGUGUUCACUACGCGGACAAGCUGCACGAGUUCAGCCGCCUGACCACCGACCCCGCCUGCCGACCCCGCGCAUCCUCACCACCGGCACAGCAGCCGCUGGCCACCUGGACAGCUCAGCCCUCGUCCAGAGCUGUUGGGAGCGGGCUGGCGGUGAACGCUGGUGAAGAUGCGGGCAGCCACACUUCCGGAAGUACGAGCGACAGCGGCCGAGGAGGCAGCAGCGAGGAUGACGCGCACAGUCCUGCUGGGGUGUGCUUGGCCACGGAGUCGGUUGCGAGCCGCUCGUGCUUUGUGUAGCCAGUGCAGCUAGCGCCCUGUGGCCGGCUGCUUGCUGUCCAUGUGCCAGAGUACGUGAACAGCCCACGCAGUUACCAUAGCAACCAGAGUCUUUCAACCUUUCGUGGGCCUGGUGGCAGUGACAGCAUGUCUACAUUGCCUGCUGGCGUUUCCAUGAGCAACAGCCCCUGUUCCUC
Molecule: messenger RNA, 4443 nt
Organism: Pomacea canaliculata
Lineage: Eukaryota; Metazoa; Mollusca; Gastropoda; Architaenioglossa; Ampullariidae
Product: protocadherin-11 X-linked-like
Exons: 9
Coding region: 1143-4013 (956 amino acids)
Biological process (GO): homophilic cell-cell adhesion
Cellular component (GO): plasma membrane
Molecular function (GO): calcium ion binding
Source: RefSeq, a predicted model, not a curated record